AUGGAGACUUCAAUGCUUUCAGGUCUCUCGGUAGUUCAGCCAGUAUCUACAAAGCCGGCAAAACAAGAUAUGUCUCGUCCAUUAACUGCCGCGCCAAUGACUACCUCGACAACCAAUAUUGGCUCAGCCCAGAGAGAAUCUUUUGACCUCGAGAUACUGCCAGUCAGAGAUGAUCCAAAACCAGACAAUGCAUCUUCCGACCAUAUCGAUGACUUAGAAAUGAGUCAACCUGAUCGCCCAGAUUCAAAUACAGAGACUGUUGAAGUUGCACCAACUAUCUGGGACCCUUUCAUGAACCGCUUCAGACUUCUCUCGACCUGUCUAUCCCAGAUAAAUAAUGCUCUUAGCGAUGGUGCUACUGGUGCAUUAAUCCCCUAUAUGGAGAAGUACUAUGGCAUUGGAUAUGCCACCGUGUCUCUCAUAUUCGUCGGUAAAGCCAUCGGAUUCAUUGCCGCCGCUGUAUUCAUCGAUAUACUUAGAGCAAAACUCGGUCGAGCCAAACUUCUUGGUCUCGGUCAAGCCCUUGUCACUCUGGCAUACAUACCCAUCAUCAGUGGAGCCCCUUUCAUCGUUGUUGUUCUAUCCUUCUUCUUUAUCGGCUUCAGCAUCUCGAUAAAUGUGGCCAUCGGGAACCUCUUCUGUGGUGGUCUCCAGAACGGAACGUUCAUGCUGGGUGUACAGCACGGGACUUACGGAAUAGGGGCAACCAUCGGUCCUCUCGUUGCGACCGCGCUCGUUACAGCUGCAAACACCAUGUGGAAUAGAUACUACAUAAUAACCUGUGUGCUCGGAGCUUUAACCGUCGCAUUAGGAAUAUGGUCGUUCUGGAGAUACGAGCAGGAGUUAAGUCCUACGGCACGCCAGAGAGAGACGGCUCAAGUUGGAGACUCCUUGUCGAACAGCAUCUUUCUUGCUAUGAACCUGCGCAUCGUAUUCCUUGGUUCACUCUUCAUCUUUGCCUACCAGGGAGCCGAGGUCUCUAUUUCUGGCUGGGUCAUUUCUUUUCUCAUCAACGACCGCGAUGGCGAUCCUUCGUCAGUUGGUUAUGCAACAGCAGGUUUCUGGGCUGGUAUCACCAUCGGAGCCGUCGCUUUUCAGCUUCUCGUCUGGCUCAUUCCUAACAUCGUGGGAAACACCAUUGCCGUAUCUGUUGUCGGUCUUCUCCUUGGUCCUAUCUACCCAUGUGCAUCAGCUGUUUUCCUUCGAGGUAUGACUAGGCGGGAGGCUCUGACUGGUAUCGGCAUGAUUAAUGCUUGCGAUAGCGCAGGAGGAGCUAUUGCACCCUUCGUUACAGGACUUCUGGCCCAGGCGUUUGGCACCUUUGUCCUUCAUCCGAUUGUGAUUUUCUUGUUUGCUGUCAUGUUGAUGUGCUGGUAUUUCAUUCCAGCUGAGGAAAAGAGGACGGAGUGA
Molecule: messenger RNA, 1410 nt
Organism: Fusarium fujikuroi IMI 58289
Lineage: Eukaryota; Fungi; Ascomycota; Sordariomycetes; Hypocreales; Nectriaceae
Product: related to tetracycline resistance proteins
Exons: 3
Coding region: 1-1410 (469 amino acids)
Biological process (GO): transmembrane transport
Cellular component (GO): membrane
Molecular function (GO): transmembrane transporter activity
Source: RefSeq, a predicted model, not a curated record